Molecule: messenger RNA, 237 nt
Organism: Ostertagia ostertagi
Lineage: Eukaryota; Metazoa; Nematoda; Chromadorea; Rhabditida; Trichostrongylidae
Source: the annotation of a GenBank genome assembly
AUGGCAACGGUGGACGUAAAUAAGAGCAUCACUUCGCACAAGACAGCGACGAUCCGAAACUACAAUACUCAGCCACGACUCAUUGUUUAUAAGACCGUGACGGGUGUGAAUGGACCUCUGGUCAUCCUCAACGAUGUCAAGUUCCCGCAAUUCAACGAAAUUGUGCACAUAACACUGCCCGAUGGAUCUAAGCGGUCUGGACAAGUUCUCGAAAUAACACGAAACAAAGCUGUUGUG